This is a messenger RNA of Ruditapes philippinarum (Manila clam), 1852 nucleotides long. RefSeq names its product cytochrome P450 3A24-like. Bases 44 to 1630 code for a protein of 528 amino acids. The record is from RefSeq and is a predicted model, not a curated record. The transcript has a single exon. Gene Ontology annotation, molecular function: oxidoreductase activity, acting on paired donors, with incorporation or reduction of molecular oxygen; steroid hydroxylase activity; iron ion binding. Lineage: Eukaryota; Metazoa; Mollusca; Bivalvia; Venerida; Veneridae.
AAGCAAUAUUUAAGUGUUUGGAGUACUUUAAACCAAAGGUACAAUGCUGUUACUAGGAUUACUUGAAGUUCCAACAUGGCUUGCCUUUAUCCUGUUUAUAGUGUUUAUCUUUUACCUAUACACAGCCAGGAAACACAGUCUAUUUCGCCGAUAUGGAAUCCCUGCGGCAAAACCGAGCCCAUUUAUUGGUGGAUUUGCUUCUCUAACAAAAAAAGGAAUUAUGGCUAGUGAAUAUGAUACAGUCAUGAAAUACGGAAAAGUUGCAGGAUUUUUUAUUGGAAAUUUGCCAACAAUUUUUUUGACGGAGCCAGAUAUUAUACGAGAAAUAUACAUCAAGCGUUUCAAUGAUUAUCCAAAUCGCUCAAAGGCUACCUACGUUACAAAGUUUUGGGAACAAACAGUUCUACAAACAACUCAUUAUGACAACUGGCGAUUUCUACGAUCCACACUGACACCUGGCUUCACUAGCGGAAAACUUCGUAAAAUGGAUACGAUUGUCAUCAACUGCGUAGAUAAGACAAUGAAUCAGUUGAAAGAGAUGACGAAACAAUCAGAAUACUUGAUAGAUGUUGUACCAGUUUUCAAAAAUAUUACGCUAGAUAUAACAUGUCAAUCGGCAAUGGGCGUGAAGCUGGAUGUAGAGGAUCAGGUGAAUGAAGACUUAAAAAGACAAGUAUCAAGAUUAUUAAACUUUAGUCUAGAAAAGAAUCCCUGGUUGUUGCUCCUGUUUUUCAUACCUGAUGUGAAGUACAUAAUGAAACUAUUUGAUAUAGACUUUAAUGAUGCAAAAGCAGUUGCGUACAUUAAACAAUCAUUGGACACCAUUGUAAAAGAACGCAAGGAAGAUAAGAAUUCAGAAAACAUUCAAGACUUGCUUCAGUUGAUGAUAAAUACACAAAAGGAAGAGAAAACAGCAAGAAAAACAUCACAAUCAUCAGAAAAGGAAACUGACAAUCUGACAGAACAAUCUGAUAAACAAAUAAAACUGGAAAAACCACAUCGUGGGAUGACGGAUGACGAAAUAUCUGCCAAUGCGAUGGUGUUCCUGUUUGCAGGAAAUGACACAACAUCAACAGCGAUGAUUUUCACAGCAUACUUUCUUGCAACGCAGCUCGAGUGGCAGGAAAAAAUUGUAAAAGAAAUUGAUGAGAACAUUGGCAGUUCCGAACCGGAUUACGACAACAUUCAAAAACUUGUCUGUCUCGAUAUGUUUGUUUCGGAAUCGAUGCGACUGUAUCCGCCUAUAACUAGAAUCAAUCGUAACAUUGACUUUGAUUGUACAGUAGGGGAGUACAAGUUUCCGGGCGGAGUUUCAAUCACAACACCUGUGUUCACUUUACACCGACUUCCUGAAUUUUGGCCAGACCCAGAAAAGUUUGAUCCGGAAAGAUUCUCAGCAGAAAACAAGACAAACAUUCUUCCCUAUACAUAUCUGCCUUUCGGCGCAGGUCCAAGAAACUGCAUAGGGAUGAGGUUCGCAAACAUGGUGUUAAAAAUGACAUUAGUAAAAAUGCUGCAGAAUUUCAAGAUAAAGCCAUCUCCAGACCUACAAAUACCACCGAAACUAGAGAAGCAUGUGUUCUGUAAACCAGUGGGUGGUAUGAAAUUAAUUUUAGAGAGACGACAGUAAGCUUUGUUGAUCACAGGUCUCCAAUGUCUUCAGAAUGAGACUAUUAUAAACUGUAAAUUGAACAAUUCUGACAAUGUGAUGUAAAUAGAGACUGAAAGGUGUUUGAAUAAUCAUGUUACAUAUAAAUUAUCAAGCACCAUUUUUUAACAAAAUACAUGACUGUAUAUAAGGUAGUACUAGUAAACAUUGGUUUGAAGACAAUAAAUUUUACAUUUAUUCUUA